Python bivittatus (Burmese python) is the source of this 4835-nucleotide messenger RNA. RefSeq names its product guided entry of tail-anchored proteins factor 3, ATPase (gene GET3). Gene Ontology annotation, biological process: tail-anchored membrane protein insertion into ER membrane. Gene Ontology annotation, cellular component: GET complex. Gene Ontology annotation, molecular function: ATP binding; ATP hydrolysis activity. The record is from RefSeq and is a predicted model, not a curated record. Lineage: Eukaryota; Metazoa; Chordata; Lepidosauria; Squamata; Pythonidae.
CUAUCGACCAAUCUGGUAAAACAGGACAGGUCUUAGGUAGGACUGUACCAGCUGUUCAGGUAGGGGUAUAUUUUGUUCUGGUGUCAGAUCUGUCUAUGACGCAGUGAUUUGAGGUGGUGUUAUUAAGGAUUAAGGUCAGGGCUCAACAAAGGAGGCAGAAGGGAGUGAGUGCUGUUUCUCUCCGUGAAGACGUUAAUACGCCAGUUGUUAAAAUUAGAGUUUCACUUUAAAAUGGUGUAGCCUGGAAUCUUGUCACGUGAUUUCGUUCCAAGAUGGCAGCGGUGGCGUCUGGGCUGGUGGCUGAGGCGGACGAAUUCGAGGACGCGCCUGAUGUAGAGCCGCUGGAACCGACGCUGAGCAACAUUAUUGAGCAACGAAGCCUGAAGUGGAUUUUCGUUGGCGGGAAGGGCGGAGUGGGCAAAACUACUUGUAGUUGUAGCUUAGCUGUACAGCUCUCCAAGGUACGCGAGAGUGUCCUCAUCAUCUCUACUGAUCCUGCUCAUAACAUCUCUGAUGCCUUUGACCAGAAAUUUUCCAAGGUUCCCACCAAAGUAAAGGGCUAUGAUAACCUUUUUGCCAUGGAGAUUGAUCCCAGUUUGGGUGUGGCUGAGCUUCCAGAUGAAUUUUUUGAGGAGGAUAACAUGCUAAGUAUGGGCAAGAAGAUGAUGCAAGAGGCAAUGAGUGCCUUUCCUGGUAUUGAUGAGGCAAUGAGCUAUGCUGAAGUGAUGAGGUUGGUGAAAGGAAUGAAUUUUUCCGUGGUGGUGUUCGACACAGCACCCACAGGACACACACUACGGCUGCUCAAUUUCCCCACAAUAGUGGAGCGGGGGCUAGGUCGGCUGAUGCAAAUAAAGAACCAAAUUAGUCCCUUCAUAUCCCAGAUGUGUAACAUGCUUGGCCUAGGAGACAUGAAUGCUGACCAGCUGGCCUCCAAACUGGAAGAAACACUCCCUGUCAUCCGCUCUGUCAGUGAGCAAUUCAAGGAUCCAGAACAAACCACUUUCAUCUGUGUUUGCAUUGCGGAGUUCCUAUCCCUGUAUGAAACAGAACGGCUUAUCCAGGAGUUGGCCAAAUGCAAAAUCGACACCCACAACAUCAUAGUCAAUCAAUUGGUCUUUCCUGACCCCGACAAGCCCUGUAAGAUGUGUGAGGCCCGGCAUAAAAUCCAGUCUAAAUACCUUGACCAGAUGGAAGACCUUUAUGAAGACUUUCAUAUUGUAAAGUUGCCACUUUUACCCCAUGAAGUGCGAGGAGCUGAUAAAGUCAAUACCUUUUCAAGUCUUCUACUGGAGCCCUAUAAACCACCCAGUGCAAAAUGAACCCCUAUGGGCCAACUCCCCCUAAUUGCCCCUGUACCAUUCCAUGCCUGCUGUUCCCUAUUCUUUUCCUGAUGGAAUUCAAUCUUUUCCACUGGCUUCUCAUCUGUUGAAAUUAUAUGACUGGCAGUCUUGUGGUGGAGCUAGAAGAAGCAGAACUGGCAUUCUCACUUAUUUCUACUCUGAUACACUGAUUAUUUAACUUCCUGGGACACCUCAAAACCAGCUACAACAUUGAAUCCAUUCCCUUCACUGACCAACUACCUAACUUAAAUGUGUAUCACUUUUUUGUUUAUUUCUCUGUCACUUGGUUUCUCUUUGGUUCAUAUCUCCUGGGAUUAAUGUCAUUCUGGUUGAGAUGCCAGUCAGGUGCUGUGAUGAUGAUACAGAAGCUGUCAGUUCAUUUACAACAUCAGGGUCAUCAUGCUAAUGAGAAGUAUGUAAAUAAAUUGUAAGGGAAAUAAUUUCACUGCUUCUUGUUACUCAAACUGUCACAUUGAUUUAUACUGGAAAUUGUCAGAGGAACUUGAGGCAAAACAUGGAAAUUAUUUGAGGAGGGGAUGCUUGCUUUUAGGGGAAUAUAAAGCCACUGAGAAAGUCAUCUGCUUAAAUUAUUUGCUUGUUUAAGGUUACAAAAGCAUUAACAAUGAGGACAUUUUAUCUUUCAUAAUAGCUUUCUGACCCUGAAAUGCAUAAGUGUGGAAAACUGAGACUGAAAAAUGGGGAAGGGAAUAGAGGCUUUUAGAGACAAAUUAUAGGUCUCUAAAAUCUUUGGGUAUAUGUACAGGUCAUUUUCUAGUCCUGUGGGGUGCCAGUUCCUUCACUCAAAAGAAAAUUCUGGUAUUAAAAUGUCUAUGUAUGCACUGUCUAUGAAAUUCAUAUGUGUUUGUGUGCUGGAAAGCAAGAGGAAAGAUAGUGUAAAUUGGAAUGAAGCAGCCAUGGUAGAGCUGGACUUAUUGCUUAUUAGUUACAACUGAACUCUUCCAGAGUUCAGAAGUGUCCUAAUAUUGUAUCUACUGUAAUUUAAUUCUAAGAAAAUUAGAAGGAAAAUGACUACACGGCUUUGGAAUCUUUCACUGGGUACAAUGUAAAACAGAGGGAGGGAGAGGCUGGGUGUUAGUAGUUCAUGGCUCUAAUCUGCUAUUUUUGUGCUUUGAGAGCACAUCCCAUCACUUUUUAGAGGUUUGGGACCUGGUCUUGAUGACUGAAAUAAGCAUGAGCUGAUUGCUAGCUUUAAGUACUUUGCAACUUUGAAUCUUAAACUUCAGAAUACAGAAAUUUCCUUUUGUAAAAUAGACUGAGUUCUUUGAAGACUUUCAUUUGUUUGUAGACAAAGGAGUGUGUGUGCUCCUACAGUACACUGAUUUUCAAAAGACAUGGAAUUUAAGAACUUGGAUCAGAUAUUUGAUUAUAUGAUAUUUUCUGUGAUAUAGGCUUCAGCUUCUCAAAGCAAGGGACUAUGGAAUUCUUUUCUGGCUUCUUUCUUAUGUAGUAUGGGUGACUGGAAUGAAAAUGCAUGUGGCAAAAGUCUGAAUUUUGUCACUGAAAAAGACUGAAUCCCACUGCUUCUCCUGUGGCAAAAAGAAGUGUGAGGGUACCUUUAUUUUUAAAUUGCAGAUUUUUAAUUUGUAUAAAGUGUGGUCCAACAAUUGGAUGGAUAAGCAGUACUUGAGGAGAAGAUACAUGUAGAAUAACAAGGUUACUAACCUCAUAGCCUCUCUAGGUUACUCCUCAGUAGAUAGAGACAGGUCAAACUGCUGUAAUUCUGAAAGCCUUCCUAAUAAAUCUUUCUCUUCUCUCUCUCUUUUUUAACAGUUUUAUAAUGUAAGCUAUGAAAAACAAUGAAUUUUGAGCAAUGUUUGUUCAAGAUAUGUUUUUUAGAGUUACUACAACUGUGAAGAACAUUGCCAGAACCGUGUCAACUGCAAUAUAUUGUAUAUAAACCUUUUUCUGAUGGGAGGAAAUAACUGCUUGUUCAGGGACCAAAAUUCAGAGGUUUUCUUUGGGAGUGGACCAAAGCUUUGAAGUUCCCAAAUUCUCUCCCUGGGCAUUCCUACUUAGAAUUAAGCAGAUGGUGAAGUGAAAGACCUCUUGAGACCCUAUCAGAUGGAAGUCGAUAGUUUUCGUCUCAAUGAGUUAAAAGUCUGGCUUGGUCUAAGGCAAUACUUUUUAUUCAUCUACAUACAGAUAUUUUGGAAUUACUGAAUAUUAGUACAGCUGUGUCUACAAUACUGGUUUCCAAAACACAGUUUACAUAUUCUUGCCAACAUAGAUACUAAACAUUGUACAGGUAUAUAGAAAAGUAUAACUUGUGAGGCUGUGCCUCUUAAAAUGGUAUCUAGAGUUCAAGUAAGUCUAAUGUUAAAUGCCAUGCACACUGCUGGAUGUGGAGUAACUCCAGUGCCCAAUUGUAUAGUCUGAAAUACCUACAUGAACCUUAUAGAUGGAAGCCGUGGAUGGCAGCUUGCCAGGAGUUCCAUUGAAGAGAUUUAGUUUGUCGUAGUUAUGCUUGUUCUUGAUAUUUCAGGGUUCUAUUUUCCCCAAGUUAAUGGCAGAGUACAGUGGUGAAAGUUUGUGAACCCUUUAGAACUAUCCAUAGCACUGCAGUAUUGUGGCCUACAAUGUGAUGUGAGCUUCAUCUAAGUCCCAUUAGUAAAUAAGGUUCUCUGUCCUGUGUCAUGUUUUUAUGGACCGUUCACUUUUUGUUGGAGACAGUAUGUGAAGCUUUAGAUUUAGUAACUGGUGGCAUCUCCUUUAGCAACAAUGACUUCAACUAAAUGUUUCCUGUACCUCUUGAUCAGUCCUGCACAUCAAUGUGGCAGUAUUUCAGCCCAUUCGUUUUUACACCCACCUCAGGUGUAAGGCCAGCUUUAGUGGUCUGAUAUGUAAUGCUCCUAUAAGUUAGACUGAGGGGCUCCAGUGAUGUUAGGGGUCACCAAUAUUGCUGACUCAGUGGGUUCAGGAAGUCCAGAGGAGAUUCCAGCUGCAGGGCUAAUUGUCGUCAAGCACCUUGGAGAUGAGGCAAAGUGAUUGGGAGGGGCAUUUUUAGUGAGAAAGUUGGGAGUGAUGACUAGUUUUGGGGCACCAGAGGGAGGGUGCCUAUUUGCCAUGAAAGUCUUAUGGGUUGCAUAGGGGGUUGUUGAUUGUAAUAGAAGAUGCAGUUGGUUAGGUUGAGUUACUCUACUAGCUGACCAUUUGGUUGGUUGGUGUGGAGGUUGGGAAGAAGCAGUCAUGUUGGGUUAAUGGUGGAAAGGGUCUUGGGCUACAGGAAUACAAGGGAAAUGGUCAGAUCUUGUUUGUAUUAGGUUCAGAGAGAGUUGAGAGGGGCUCCCCAUUGUCCAUUUCAGAAUAAAGAAGAUCAUUUUGUUGGUAACCUCAUUUCCAACCUGGUGACCUUGGCUUCAAAUUGCUGAUCAUAGAUUCAUUUGCUAUAGGUUUUUGUUCAUAUCUGAGUGUGUGGUGGACAGACAGACAGACAGACUUAAUACUUAUUGCCAAAACCUGGAUGGGCAAAGAUGG